AUGACCGAACGGAGCAGGCAGACGAACUCGGUGGCGACAGCAAAGCAGAUCCGGAUUCCGAGGAUUGCGAUCGCGCCGCCGACGAGCCAGCUCACCGGAAUGCAUUAUAUUUCACGUGAGUUGGGGAAGCCGUGAGUCACGUUUGGAAUUGAAUGUUUUGUCAGUGAGUAACAACUGGAACAUUCCUAUUUCAAAAAUAACAUAGAGAAAAGAGCUAGUUCGCGCCACCGUCUCCAGAGCUGACAAUGGGCGCAAGUGCGCCCCGCCCAAUAGAGCGAUACAUUGGCGCGAAAUUCGAAUUUUAACAGCAUAAUUUGUGUUUUUUGCCAGAUUAGCCACGAAAAACCGAUAAUUUCUCAUUUUUCUCUCGAUAGACCGAUUAUAUAGGCUAUUACGAAUUUUUUAAGCGCAAGAUCGUCAAAUUUGGUCAAGUCGAAAAUCAUAUUUAUCCGUUUGAAGGUUUUUGGCUAAAACUGCGUGAAUUUCAGUUGCGUUUCGAUAGUUUUCGUGGUUCGAGCUCUCAAAAUGCUUGUAUUUACGUGAUUUAUCAUUCUCAAAACCAAUUCUGUCUGAAAACGGUCAAGAAAGCGCAAAAUGAGAAGUGCGGUUUUUAGGCGGCGAUCGGCCAAAAAAUGCGCCAAAACGUCUAUAAUUCAGAGAAUUAGUUUGUUUUCAUGUCGAACAAUCAUUUUUCAUUGCCUUUGACCACAAAAAUCAGAGAAAACCUGGUCAAUUCAUGAAAACGUCAUUUGGCCGAGGCCACGCCCAUAUUGUCAGCUCUGGAGACCGUGGCGUUCGAUGAAUAUUUCGCAUUUCAGCGCACGUCUCUUCGACGAUUCCCCGCCGGCAUGACAUCCUCACAUCGCCCACGUAUAUCGCCGACCAUCUUCCGUCUCGUCGGCUCUCCGAGAUCGACAGCCCCUUCUACCUGCCCUCUCUCUUGUCCUCGACAGCCGACCGGGCCCCCAGAAGCCCUUUGCCGAUCAGCGGAUACUCGACGGCUCCGCUCAGAAUCCGAACGGACGUCUCCACUCGCUUCGUGGACACUGUCACCGAUCACACGUUCAGUGGUGCGCGCGACUUUUCGAGGGAUCGGGCACUGACUUCGGCGGACAACCACGCGGACUUCAUCCGACUCUCCGACUACCCGGCCACUUCUGCUGUGAUCGGAUUGCAGCCGCCACGGAUCCUGACGCCCACACCGAGUCCGUUGACCAAUGAGCUCAACGAUCCGGCUUCGAUCGUCGCGGAGACUCCGGAAGACGUCGACCGGCUCGCGCUCUUCAAUAAUUCCUCGUUGGGAUAUCAGAGAGUGUGCUUCCUUCUGUCGAGAUAUCCGGCCGUCGCAAUGACGAUCAUCGGCACGUGGAUGUUGUGGGGACGCGGCUUGGGGCUGAGUUCGAAGCAGUCGAACGAGAACGUCUGCUAUAUUGUCUCAUUCGUCGCCGGAGUUUAUAUUCUCGUCAGUCAAUUGCUUCUCUCCACCGGGCAUGGCAAUUCGUACAAGAAGGAGAAGAUUCUGUCGAACCUCUAUCACUUCUCCAACACAAUCGGACUGCUCAUUUCGAUCACCGUCAUCGUCUUCGCCUCGAUCUCCUUCCAACACGUCAAACGAGUCAAGUGAGUGGAUAUUAUCCAUUUCCUGAAGCCUUCAAUAUCUUUUCCCAGCCAUAACAUCGACACCUGCACGUGGCAAAAGCCCGAACUCGGCGGCAACGUGGCAUUCUACUGCUUCACUCCCAACGAGCGAAUGAUUUUCCUUUCGAUUCUCAUCGGCGCGGCUGGUCUCGUCUGCAUUCUCUACUUUUUCAGCGGGAUUUACGGAUGUAUUGGUGAGUUUUUUUCAGAAGAACUGAGAGCAGAAGAAGAAGGAGAAGUUGACAUUUCAGGUCAAUCGUUGAUGAAAAAGAAAAGAGAGGACGAGUACAGACAGUACGCUCAGGCGCACGAUAACGCAUCUUUCCGAUUCUGA
Caenorhabditis sp. 36 PRJEB53466 is the source of this 1972-nucleotide messenger RNA. The record is from the annotation of a GenBank genome assembly. NCBI's taxonomy places the organism in Eukaryota, Metazoa, Nematoda, Chromadorea, Rhabditida, Rhabditidae.